CCUUGUCUUUGUUAGCAACAAUCAUUACGAUGAUUAAAUUAACAAAAAUAAAAUCUUUUUCUUUACUGCUAAAGCUGUAUGGAUGCCUAUAAUCAGUUUUUAGAUUUUCAUGUAGAUAGAAGUUAUGUCCGCAUGAGUCCACUUUAACUUUGCGAUCUAUCCUAACUUAUAUAGGAUUUGAAAGAUGAAAGCCUUAAGUCUGAUUAUACUUGCUGUAUUUUGUGUCUUUUUGGUAUGUGUAUGGAGCAAAAAGCAUGAUGCCUAUGUAGAAGAUAAUGACUUUGCUGAAUUUGAAGAGUUUGAAGAGGAUGAAGAUGGAGUAGUUGAAGAUAACAAUGAGCCUGAGAGGCAAGAAGUCAAGAAACAAGCUUCUGUAAACACUGAGCAGGAGGAAGGUUUUGAUGAAGAUGAAGAUGAUGAUGAAGAAGCUGUGGGAGAUGAUGAAUUUGAGCAUUUGCACGAUGAAGAGGAAUUUGAAAAUUUCGACAAAGAAAAAGAUGUAGUUGGCAAAAAUAAAAAUGAAAAACUUCCAGAUCUGCAGAUGGCUAAGGUGCCUUUACAUUUGAGAACCAGUUGGGAUAGCUUCUUUUUAGAGAUGCUGAUGAUUGCUGGCUUGACUGUCUACUUUCUCAAUUUUCUUCAUGGAAAAACAAAGAACUGUAAACUUGCCACAGCUUGGUUAGCAGCUCACAAGGAACUACUGGAGACACAGUUUAGCAUUGUUGGUGAUGAUGGUGCUUCAAAAGAAGUAGCUAGUGGGAUAUUGAUGAAAGAAUCUGAGAGUGUCUACACUUUGUGGUGUAGUGGUCGUGUCUGUGUUGAGGGCAUGCUAGUGGAACUCAAAUUACUCAAAAGACAAGACCUAAUUAACAUGUUGCUGAGAAUCUUUAAGCCAGCCUCGGAUCAAGUGAUUGUUAAAGUUGAUCUAGAUGAAGGAAAGAUGGAUACAUUUGUGUUCUGCAUUGCUCAGAAACGCUCAGCUGCAAAAUUGCAUAAAGACAUGAAUGAUUUGAGUCAAUUCACUGAGAAGAAAAGUACAGAGAAAUAUGAGAUACCUUCAUCCUACCAACUUUUGUCUGAGAUAGGGGAAGGAACUGCAGCUGUUUUGGAUAAGAAAGUGUGCCAGAUGUUAACAAAGUAUGAAGGUGUGAUUGAAUAUAUUCAUGUGUCAGAUCAGUACUCAGGUCCUAAACUUCAAGAUGAUAACCAGACUACCAAGAUGCCUGACACUAAGCCCUGCCUCAUAUUCUGCUUCACAAUUGCAGGUAAAGGCAAGACACGUACAGUGGAUAUGGAAAAUCUUCAACCUCUCAUGCAGCUAGUAUUUUACUGUGUUGACAAAGUUUCCAGACUGCAACUUAGCAAGGAGGCUAAAAUGAAAGCUGAGAAGAAUCGCCAGAAAGCUGCUGAACUAUUUUUGAAGGCUGCUCACAGUCAGAGACAAGAAUUGGCCCAGCAGAGAAAAGAGGAAAAGAAGCGAGCAGAGAAAGAGAAGCUGAUGGCAGAAGAAGAUCCUGACAGAGCCAGAAAACUUGAGGAUCGAGAAAAUCGUAGAGAGUCUAAGAAGAAGCAACCUAAAAUGAAGAUGAUGAAAAUUAAAGCCAUUUAAAGACUCUGACGUGUGUGGGCUGUUAAACAUUUUGGUUCCAAGAAAUCUAAGGCAUUAUUCCAUUGGUGUGAUUGGGAGUGUGUGACAGUCAGUCUGCAGCUUUUCUAUUGACACAUUUUUUUAUAUAUAUAUAUCAAUUUAUUUAUAAUCUGAUGGUAUAAGUAUUCAGAUAAUUUUUUUCAAAUAGAUCCAUGCAAAAAAGGUUUUAACAAUAUACAUAUUUAAAAAUUGCCAUUACGAAUGAUUAUAGUUUUUAAAAAAAUAAGCAAUAUAUAAAUGGGGAGACAGUAUUGAAAUAAGACUUGAGUGUUGAAGUAAAUGUUUUCCACAGCAUUGUUUUAGAUAGUCUUGUAUCUCUGAUGAAUUAAUAAGCAGUGAAUGAAUAACUAAAUUGUGCUUUAUGUGCAUAAAGUGAGUUCACUUUUUCUGUUUACGAAAACGUUUUUUGGGGGCUUGUUACCUUCGGUAGUUUCUAGCCCACUUAAGCUGGAGGUAAACUUUCUAAAAUACUUUGAUUAUAGUAUUGUACAGCCUUUGUUUAAACCACUCUCCUUGAAAAUAGACCAUUCUUUUGUCUCUGAAUAUGUAUUUUUAGUUCAAUUGUUUGAUUGCAUCACAUUAGUUUUAAAAAAUUUGUACUUCUAUAAUACAGAUCUAUAUAGGUGAUUUUUCUUUUUCAUUAGUACAUGUGGUAAAUGGUGUACGGUAUACAUACUACACUUAUAACGUUACAAAUAAUAUUACCAAAAAAGCUAUUUUUUUCAUUAUUUUUUUUCUUAGAACCGGUAUUAAUAAAGACUUAAAUUGUAUUAUAUGUAUCUGCUAAGCUCAAAGGAUAACAUUGUUCAUGGAAUAGAGAACAUAACUGACUCACUUUAGCUGUAGACAAGUUAUCUGUUAGUUUUAGACUAAAGUUUAUUCAAUAUUAGCAAAUAUUCAAAUGCUAUUUAAAAAAAAAAGGUUUUCAUGCCCUUUUGUAUAACUGUUCAAGAAAUGUCCUGUUCUGCGUUAUAUAUAUAUAUAUAUAUAGAUAUAGAUAUUUUUUUUUUUUUUUUUUUCCAACCAUUGUGUUGUGGAAAUAAAUGAAAAAAAAUGAAUUAGAUCAUGAAUGUACAAUUGUGUUGAUUGACUAUGAGCAUGUACAGACAUAACACCCAAAAGAUUGCCGUGUUGAAUUGUUUUGAUAUGCAAAAAAAAAAAAGGGUUCUUUGUGUCUAUGUGAUCCUCUUUCUAUGUUUAGCCUCCAUUACUUCCCAGGUGGUGGUGUGCUUGUGUUUUGACUGUCAAUGUUAAAGUUGGGGGGGGGGGGGGAACCCUGGCUAUAAUGAAUAUAUUUUGAUGUUGUUUUAUUCUUCUACCUACACUGUCAGAGAUGUUUUGCUUUGAAUGUUAGUCACUUACACUUCAUGUCAACAGCACUGAAAAUAACUAAUCAAAGAAUGAGUCGGCUGGGAUCUAUCUAUUCAAAGUUUUUGAGGUGUAAUUUUGUAGUUAGACACAGUUUCAUUGUCACAUUUUUAUGGAAAUGUUUUUACAUUGGUUAAAGUAGCAGUGUUCUGUCAAUCAAUUACAACAAAAAUGCUGUCUAUGGACAUUCACAUUGGUUGAAAUGUGAUUAUGUGGACAUUGAAUGUGAUGUCUAUGGACAUUGGUUGAAAUGUGAUUAUGUGGACAUUGAAUGUGAUGUCUAUGGACAUUGGUUGAAAUGUGAUUAUGUGGACAUUGAAUGUGAUGUCUAUGGACAUUGGUUGAAAUGUGAUUAUGUGGACAUUGAAUGUGAUGUCUAUGGACAUUGGUUGAAAUGUGAUAAUGUGGACAUUGAAUUAGAUGUCUAUCGACAUUGGUUGCAUAGUAAACUCAAAAUCUUUUUUUUUUUUUAUUUAAUCUGUAAGAUUUAAACAAAAAAAUUAAUAACCAUGCCACAUACUGGUCCCACACAAAACACAUUUGCAUCUUGAUAUAAAUAUUUGUCAAAAUCCAUAUGUAAAAACUAAUCAUCGUGGUGUCUAUUCAAGUUCUUUUGUGUGUAGUCUACAACCAGGCUAUUGCUAUGGUUGUGAUUGUUUUAGGUACAGCUUAUUAACUGCAGGUUGGGGGACUGUGUGCAGAAGCCAAUGUGGAGUUGAUUUGAUGUUACUUUAAUGCAUUAAUUUUGUUAGUCUGUGUAAUUUUGUGUUAGGUCUUUUAAUACAUCACUGGAACUGUAUAUAUGUUUUGUUCUUGACUCCCCCCACCUGAUUUUAUUUCUCAACCAAUACACCAGAAGAAUAAAUUUGUUUUCUUAGUA
Molecule: messenger RNA, 3896 nt
Organism: Biomphalaria glabrata
Lineage: Eukaryota; Metazoa; Mollusca; Gastropoda; Planorbidae
Product: PAT complex subunit CCDC47-like
Exons: 13
Coding region: 185-1609 (474 amino acids)
Biological process (GO): endoplasmic reticulum calcium ion homeostasis
Cellular component (GO): endoplasmic reticulum
Molecular function (GO): calcium ion binding
Source: RefSeq, a predicted model, not a curated record